Molecule: messenger RNA, 487 nt
Organism: Solanum tuberosum (potato)
Lineage: Eukaryota; Viridiplantae; Streptophyta; Magnoliopsida; Solanales; Solanaceae
Product: transcription factor MYB90-like
Source: RefSeq, marked provisional
ACUAUUGGAACACUAACCUUCUAAGGAAGCUAAAUACCAGUACUAAAUUUGCUCCUCAACCACAACAAGGAAUUAAGUGUGGGCAAGCCAAUGCCAUAAUAAGACCUCAACCUCAGAAAUUCACAAGCUCCAUGAAGAUUAAUGUCUCUUGGUGCAACAACAAUAGUAUGGUAAAUAAUGAAGAAGCAUCGAAAGACAACAACGAUAUGCAAUGGUGGGCAAAUAUACUGGAAAAUUGCAAUGACAUUGGAGAAGGAGAAGCUGAAAGAACACUACCUUCAUGUAAGGAAAUUAAUUGCAAUGAAAUUGAUAAAACACCAAGUUUGUUACAUGAGGGAGGCAACUCCAUGCAACAAGGACAAGGUGAUAGUGGUUGGGAUGAAUUUUCUCUAGAUGAUAUAUGGAAUCUACUUAAUUAGCGGGUGAUUUACACGAAUGACCUGAGAGGUGGAUGGUCUUGAACUUUUGAUUUCGCUUGUCUUAUCCU